AUGUUAACAGAACAAGUGACUCAUGAAAUAACCGCAAAGGUGAGGCUGGGCAGCGUCUUGAUAGUUGUAGGGGCCACAGGAUCAGGUAAGUCAACAGGCAUACCGCAGGCAUUGCUUAAAACAACGGGAGACAAGAUCACAGUCACGCAGCCCAGAAGAGUAGCUGCCAUUGCACUUGCAUCGUAUGUAGGAAGAAGUGCUGAGAGUGGUGUAGUUGGGCACAAGGUCAGAUUCAGUGAUACAACCUCGCAUAAAACAAGACUAAGAUAUGUAACAGAUGGGAUACUUCUGAAGGAAAUGGAAGAGAAAGUAAGACUAUCUACCGUAAUAAUAGAUGAGGUCCAUGAGAGGUCAAUAAGAACGGAUAUCUUACUAGGUCUAUUAAAGAAGAAGAUUAAAACAAUUCGGCUAGUCUUAAUGAGUGCGACUGCAGAUAUAAAUAUGCUUACCGAGUACUUUGCACGGGAUAAGAUACCCGUAGAGUACUGCGAGAUACCAACGCAGAAGCAUACGGUAAAAAUAAACUAUCUCCCAAGAAAGUCAUCAGACUACAUACAGCUAGCAUACGACACUGUAAAAAAGAUCAUGAAGAAUGCCAAAGAUCUGAAAAACAAGCAAACAGAAAAUAAUAUACCAGAUGCACAGCAAAUAACGCAUUCAAGCAGUGCAUGCAACAAGAAAGAGCCUGCUACAAAGGAUGUGCAUAAUUCAAAGAACUCUAAAAAAAGUAAAUCGAAGAAAGCGAAUAAUCCGCAGGAAGAACUUGAUGAGAUGGAUUGCAUAUUCGCAAAAAAAGAGUUCACGCCAAAACAGGUGAAUAUUCCAGAUGGAUUUACAUGCGGUACAAUAUUAGUCUUUCUAUCUGGUUUGGAAGACAUUGAGGACUUAUUUAAAAUGCUUGAAAAACACUCUGGCCUGGAAAUUCUUAAAUUGCACUCUUCCUUGUCAGACACAGAACAGAAGCUUAUAUUCACGCGGAGAAAGAGCAAUAUUCGGGUGAUUCUAUCCACAAAUAUUGCAGAAACUAGUUUAACAAUAGAAGAUGUCCGGUGGGUUAUUGAUUCGGGCGUGCAAAAGAUAAACAUCUCCAAGGAUGGGAUAGAUUCACUUGGAAUAGUUAAAAUAUCCAAGUCAUCUGCACAGCAAAGAACUGGAAGAGCCGGCAGAGUUGGUCCUGGCAUUUGCUAUAGACUGUACACAGAAUGCGCGUAUAACUUAAUGCAUGAAAACAAUAUUCCAGAAAUCAUGCGAGCAGAUAUUUCAUCUGUUUCGCUUUCUUUGAUUCAAAUGGGAAUAGACCCAGAGGUGUUUGAUUUCUUAGAGGCGCCAAAUGCAAAUGCAAUAUUAAGUGCUCUUGCAGAGUUGUUCAUCUUAGGCUUGAUUGACGAAAAUAGGCGCAUCACGGAAUUAGGUAAGAAAGUGAGUAAACUCCCACUGUCUCCAUCUCUAGGGAAAUUCCUUCUGAUUGGAAAGUCACUAGGCGCAGGACAUGCAUCUGCUGCUGUGUGCGCAUUAUUAGCAGGCGACAGAAUAUCUUUAUUCUCCAAGGAAGUUAAUACAUCUACCAUAGUAAGCGUACACAACUCGCCCAGCAAGUGCUCUGAUCUUACAUUAUAUGCAAGCGUGUUCUUUACAUACCUCACAUAUUCUGCAAGACUUAAAGUAGACUUCUGCCAGUCUUUGGGGCUGUCUCUGCAGGAAAUGAGAAAUAGUGAGAAGAUUUACAAGCAGCUAACAUUAAUACUUGAGCUGAAUCCGGGGAUAGAGUCAGAAAUAGAUGAAACUGAAGAUAAGCACACUUUAUCAUGCAUUCCUUUGAGACCAAUUAUAGCCGAUAGAUUGCACACUUCUGCAUCUGCAGGGUUUAUGACACGAGUUGCAGAAAUGAAGGGAAAUGCAUAUAUGCACAUAUACUCUGAGAAGCAAAUAUAUGUUCAUCCUAGUUCAAGUAUGUUUUCGCGUAAGGAAGGCUCUCUUGGGUUUAUAGUUACAUCAGAGACUACCAAGCCAUAUAUCCUGCAUGUAUUCCCAUAUAUACCAAAUGAAAUACUUGUUAUGCAGAAAACAGAUGCAUAG
Molecule: messenger RNA, 2076 nt
Organism: Nematocida ausubeli
Lineage: Eukaryota; Fungi; Microsporidia
Exons: 1
Coding region: 1-2076 (691 amino acids)
Cellular component (GO): intracellular anatomical structure
Molecular function (GO): ATP binding; RNA binding
Source: RefSeq, a predicted model, not a curated record